AUGGCAAGCAAAGACACUUCGACAGCACGUAGCGAUGCCGAGAAAACUAUACGCAAUGCCGCCGUCGAUGCUCUGCAACAUGGUCAAGAUCCUGAGAAGCCAUCGAUUCCCAGCUCGGCUGUUGAUGGUGUGAUGAAAGAUGUGCUCGGGCAGACUUCUGAGGGCGACAAAAAGAUGACUGAGAAGGAUACCACAGAACUGAAAAGCAAUGAACAAUGA
Molecule: messenger RNA, 219 nt
Organism: Fulvia fulva
Lineage: Eukaryota; Fungi; Ascomycota; Dothideomycetes; Mycosphaerellales; Mycosphaerellaceae
Exons: 1
Coding region: 1-219 (72 amino acids)
Source: RefSeq, a predicted model, not a curated record